AUGGAUUUAGCCAUUAUCACAGAUCCCUCCUAUACGAAUAUUUAAUUUAAGUAAACUAAGGAACGCAGAUUCCCCUCAUAGACAGUAUUGACGAGAAAGAGAGUAAUUUCCAGAAAUUAAAAGCUUGAUCCUCUUUAUACAACUUAGACAGGGGAAAAUAGACAAGAAGGUACUCAGAGCAAUUAAUGGGCUAAACCAAAUAUGACUCUUUAAGGAUCCCCUGUAAACUUCAGCGAGAACAAGCUUAAGUAAAGCCUCAUUCUCAACUAAGAAAAGCAAAAUCAUAGAAUUAAAACGUAACAUAAUAGAAUAAAUAAUCGCUUCUUUAUUAGUUAAAAGCAGGCAAAGGUUGAUGGCUCUUCUUAAAAUAACAGUAAAUCUCCUUGCAAGAAGAUUAAUUUAGACAUAAGUCAUGUGAAUGCAUAUUAGCAGAUGAAAAACGAAAAGCAAAUGAAGAGGUAACUGAUAUAAGCGAGUCUCAACGAGGCAAAGAAGAAUAUCCCAGCCAUUUCCCAAAAGAUAAUGGAGCAUUCUCCAACACCUAAGUAUAGAAAUCAUAAAGAGUUUGUAGAAAUGAUGGCUCAGUACCCAAAUCUAUCAUUGUAUGAAAAAUUGCAUCUAGAUGGAUCCGGCUUACAUCCUCUCAGUAGGGUUGACGAAGAGCCAAGCAGACUUAAUAUCUCCAAAAGUCAUUCCUCUCUGACUAAGACACUCAGAGAAAGGUACUAAUUUGAAUUACUUAUCAAAGCAUCUCAGAAUAAAAAGGACAAAGAUCUGCCUAAGCAAAUCAUGGAUGACUCGUCUAUGUAUCAAUCUCAGAAAGAUUUCAUGAAUGCCAACAAGAACUUACUAAAGUCAAAAUUUUCACAUUCCUACAAGGAUAGGCUUACGAAGUUCAGAAAGCUUAUUUUCAACAUUAAGAAUCAGCUUAAGCUGCAUGAGAAGCCUGAGACUGAAUCCAAUGAGAAUGAAUCGGUGAUUCAUCAUUAGUACCUACUAAAUAGCGAUUAGGAAAAACUGAUAAGAGGGUUUUUGCAGAAGUACAUGACCUCUGAAGAGAUGAGAAGCGUGCAUAGUUCUCACAUCUAGCAAUUCAUGGACAUUAUCUCAAGUGAUAGUGAUGAGCUUAUUUAAAAGGAGUUAGAGUCUAAGAGUUUUCAAGACCUUUUUCAAUUCCUUUUAUUUGGAACUAAUUUUGGCAAUAACUUAGCAAACAUGUCCUAGCUCUAUUAAAAUUCAGUAGAUCAAUCACAGAUGAGUAUCGGCGAGAGCUUUAUCUAGUCUCAGAGCAAAUAAAAUUAUCAGUCAAAUACUUAAGUUUCCUUUCUUGCAAAGUAACAACUACAUUAGCAGCAUAUUCCAGGUCUAAUUGGAUAAAAUACAAAUAGAUAUAGGAAUUUAGCAAAGAAUCAGAGUAUGAAGACAUUUUAAGAUUGUGUAGAUCAGUUUAAAAAAGAAUUCGUAUCUGAUUAUGAGACUUGGCAGAGUAAACUUGACCAAAAUGAGAAAAUGACAAAGAUCUAUCAGAAAAUUAAUCAGCAGUCUAACUACUCUGAAUAAGAGCACAAGAGAGUCCUACAAGAAUACAUUAAGAACAAUAAAAAGAUUUUAGGAACUGAGAUCGUGAUGCCCUCAGUCGAAAGGGAUGCUGCUUAAUAGAAUGUUUCCACUAAUUCUAUUAACUUUGGCUAUGCUGGUAUGAACAUUACCAAGUACAACAGAGAGAGUCCAAAUAAAAAGAAGCUAGGCACAGUCAAGGAAGAGGAGGAGAAUAUUGGAGUGCUCAGAAGAAACAAACUACUGCUAGAGCAUGUUGUCAUCAAUAGGCAUAAAUCGCUGAGCACAUUGGUCGAAGAGCAAGGAUAUGUGCCUAAGAAACUUACAACUAACAUCGGAAAUUCAGCUAAGAAGAAUGUAAUAGAUGUAGACAUUAUGGAAUUAGAAAAGUAUAUAAAAAACAAGUCGAGCUUUACUGAUAACCAACUUAAAUUGAAUUACAAUAAAUGA
Molecule: messenger RNA, 2007 nt
Organism: Stylonychia lemnae
Lineage: Eukaryota; Ciliophora; Spirotrichea; Sporadotrichida; Oxytrichidae
Source: the annotation of a GenBank genome assembly